AUGACAGUUCAUGAUAAAGAUACAGAAAUUCUUGAAACUCGUGAAACAACAAAAAAAGAUUGUCAACAAACAAAAUUAUGUUCAAUUCAAAAAGAUAUCGAUAUGAAUGAUGAAUUAAAAGAUCGUAUUAAACAAUUAGAAAAUGAAUUAAAAGAUCAACGUUAUACUGAUCGAAAUACAAUUUAUGAACUUGAAAAUUGCGUAGCUGAUUUACAAAAGAAUAUUCUGUUACAACAAAUCUCUAUUGUCAUUCUUGAUCGAACCAUAAGACGAAACUUAACUUCACCAUAG
Molecule: messenger RNA, 291 nt
Organism: Rotaria sp. Silwood2
Lineage: Eukaryota; Metazoa; Rotifera; Eurotatoria; Philodinida; Philodinidae
Source: the annotation of a GenBank genome assembly